UACUCUCACAAAAGUAAGUUGGCUGAUAAUGACACCGAUGUAAAGAAGAAAAGUUCUUAUGAACACGAUUCAAGGGAAUAACAGACUUCAAAGUAGUUUCUUUACAGCAGAGGAUAUUGACAUGGGUGGUAAUGGGAACACGAUUCAAGAGAAUGAAAGACUUGAAUAUAGUUUCAUUACAGAAGAGGACAUUGAUAUGGAUGAUAAAGGAGAAACAUGGAAAAGAAUAUGUCAAACCCUCAAUAUGCAGAAUCUGAUGAUGAAAAAACAUGUUCUUGAAUUCCGGAAAAAAUGGGGAACAUCUUUGAGUAACAAAAUCAGAAGAACCAAACGAACUAGUGAGAUCUUGUCUUCGGAUAGACUGCAACUGUCGACAGAGUCGGUUCUGUCGUCCACAGACCAAUCAGAUGACGUUCAAGAAAAAAAGUCAGACGAGCCAGAAUCCACUACGUCGUUCUUUAGUUCUUCUACAUCACCUUCAUCAGAGUCGGGAAUAGAAGACGAUCAUUUGGAACCAAACAAAAUGAUAUCUAUAAAGGAGAAGCUGAAAUUGAAAACACACGCUGCAAAAGGAGAAUCUGCCACCAAUUUGUCAAAUAAAUCAAAUCCGAAAGAUACAACUGUUUCAAUGUCGACUUCUCGCCUAACACUGCGUUUGAAGAAUAGACUACAUGACAGUCUACCUCAGGCCAAUUUGACCAAAACCGUAAACGGUUUACAUAAUCGUAUGCAUUUUUAUGUCGGCUUUGAUGAUACGUUGUCUAGCAACUCUGAAGUUGGAUAUGAAGUAUUACCCAAGCACCGUGAGAGAACAUCUUUUAAUAAAGUACCAAUGGCAUCGUCUUCACCAGCAAACAGUCUUAGUGAUGGAUCGGAUGAAGUUUUGUCUGUUAAAUCAUCAUCUAGUUUUCUAGAACACAGUACACUGCCAUCAUCCAUCAGUUUCUCUGACGACACUAGUGAUAUUUCUAAUGAAGUUCUUAAGAGGGAACGCGAAACGUUACUAAUGGAAAUUGCUCAACCAAGGGAAGAGGAGGGAUUAUAUUUAACAUUACUGAAGGCACAGCUAGGUAGAGGUAAAUUGGCUGAGCAAAGGGAGCUCCUUGCGAUGCAGCUCCGUGAACUUGAAAUGCAAAUUCAGACGAUGAAAUAUGACUACACCCCGUCGACCCGAGGUAACUGUGGCUGCUCUUACGGUCGAACAGUGCCGUGAGGAAAGACUUUUUCUGUAGUCUGCCUUUACAUAGUUUGGCUUGAAUAGGCUUCAUAAUGUAAAUAUUAUAUGGAACGUAAUAUUACUUACUCCUUUGUCCAUGUGUGUAAAUAUACAACUUAAAUUGUGUUUGAUUCCACGGAUGUCUAGGGACUAACGGGGAGUAUUUGCUAUGCAUGGAUACAAAUUGGAUGUUGUCUUGCUAUUAUAAAUGAUAAAUGAUUUUGCUAUUUUUGAUGAAUAUAAAUUGAAUAUAAUUUUGCUGUUAUAGUUGAUAAAUAUAAAUUAUAUGAAGUUUUACUAUUAUAGACCAAUAUUAAUUAUUGUAGUUUUGCUAAUAUAGAUGGAUAUAAUUAAAUUAAAUGUAGUUUUGCUAUUACCGUUGCAUAUAAAAUAGACGAAGUUUUGCUAUUGCGGAUAAUUAUAAAAUAAUUGAAAUUUUGCUAUUGCGGAUAAUUAUAAAAUAAUUGAAAUUUUGCUAUUAUGAUUAUAAAUUAAAUGAAGUGUUGCUAUUAAAUAUGGAUAUAAAUUAAAUGUAGUUUUGCUAAUAUAGAUGAAUGUAAAUUAAAUGAAGUUUUUCUAGAUGAUUAUUAUAAAUUAACCGAAAUUGUGCUAUUAUAGAUGCUAAAUAUAAAUUAAAUGUAGUUUUUCUAUUAAAUAUGACUAUAAAUUAAAUGAAUUUUGGCUAUUAUAGUUGAUUAAUAUUGGAUAUAAAUUAUAUGUAGUUUUGUUAUUAAAUAUGGAUAUAAUUUUAUAGUUGAUAUAAAUUAAAUGAAGUUUUGCUGUUCUAGAUGAUAAAUAUAAAUUACAUGAACUUUUUCCAUUACAGAUGGGUAUAAAUUAAAUAAGUUUUGCUAUUACAGAUGAAUAUAAAUUAAAUGAAGUUUUGCUAUUAUAGAUGAUGCAUAUGAAUUGAAGUUUUGCUAUGGGGUAUAAAUGUAAAUGGUGUUGAGUAAUUUCAGCGCAUAGUGUAAAUAUAUUAUUACACUCCAUGUUCUUAUUAACGCUCGAAAAUAUAUCAUUGUCAUUUAAGUAUUUAUUUAAUGAUUUAAAUUUUAAAAAAAGAUGAAAAAAAUACACUUUAGUUAAAUGUUCAUUGUUCUGCAUAAUAAAUAUUUUCUAAUCAA
Patella vulgata (common limpet) is the source of this 2340-nucleotide messenger RNA. RefSeq lists its product as uncharacterized. Lineage: Eukaryota; Metazoa; Mollusca; Gastropoda; Patellidae. The transcript has 5 exons. The record is from RefSeq and is a predicted model, not a curated record. Bases 59 to 1213 code for a protein of 384 amino acids.